Molecule: messenger RNA, 921 nt
Organism: Penaeus chinensis
Lineage: Eukaryota; Metazoa; Arthropoda; Malacostraca; Decapoda; Penaeidae
Product: mpv17-like protein 2
Exons: 4
Coding region: 131-757 (208 amino acids)
Biological process (GO): mitochondrial ribosome assembly
Cellular component (GO): cytoplasm; membrane
Source: RefSeq, a predicted model, not a curated record
UCGCCAUAUGCGGUGAGAGCAUCGUCUGCUGGCAAGGGGCGCAGGGGAGAGUGGUCACGGUAAAAAUAAAGGUUUCCUAAAAGGAAAGGUCGUCUGAAUCUGUAAAGUUUGUGCAAGUUUUCAGAAAGAAAUGGGUAGUGUGUUUAUGUGGAGGAAUGUGCUAAAAUUACCAGCGUUUGCAAGAAGGUCAUUGAACAGGGCAUUUAAUAAACACUUAUUUGCAACAAAUGUUACAAUUUCCCUUACUCUCUCAGGCUUGGGAGAUUUUCUCCAACAACAACAUAAUAUUGUUAUCCAAAAACAAAAGACAUGGGAUGUAGUGCGAACUCGACAACUAACUUGUACUGGAGUUACAGUUGGAGCCUUGUGUCAUCACUGGUACAAUCUAUUAGACAGGAAAUACCCCGGCCGAACACUGAAAGUUGUGAUUAAGAAGUUAUUAGUGGAUCAGUUGAUUUUCUCUCCGGUGUGCAUCACAGUAUUCUUCAUCUCUUUUGGUUUGUUUAAAUGUGGUGAUUGGGAUGAUUUCUUUCAUGAUCUAGAACAUAGAGGACUCAGGCUAUAUACGGCUGAGUGGUUUGUGUGGCCGCCAGCACAACUCAUCAACUUCUACUGGCUGCCGACCAAAUACCGCGUUCUUUACGACAACGCGAUAUCUCUAGUAUUUGAUAUAUACACUUCUCAUGUUUGUUAUGAUAUGGAGAUAAAAAAGGAAGAGGAAGAUAAUGAUAAUGGUAAUUCAAAAAUAGAAAGAUAAUGGCAUUAUUCUUGGGAAAUUAGGUUGGUAUAAAACUUGAUUAUGUACAAAUUAUCAUUUGUUGAUUUUAUUUUAGUGCAGUACUAUAUUAUUUGUUUGGGAUGUAAGUAUAUGUAUAUAUAAAUGUAUAUAUUUGUCUGUGUAUAUUUUUCUUGUUUUAUUAU